Schistosoma mattheei is the source of this 1131-nucleotide messenger RNA. Lineage: Eukaryota; Metazoa; Platyhelminthes; Trematoda; Strigeidida; Schistosomatidae. The record is from the annotation of a GenBank genome assembly.
AUGAUUGAAGUAAUUCCAUCUAGUGUAACGCUGCAGCCAGGUCAAAUAACAACUAUCAAUGUGAAAUAUAUAUUCCCACUGAACUCCACCUAUCUGAAAUCUACAAUACAAAUCAGUGGAACUGGAAGCAACAACACUAAUGAAUCUAUAAUAACUAUUGCAGAUUUUAAAAUAAGUUUGGGUUCUAACUUAUUUUACACAACAACUGCUUACUCAUCUAAUUUUUUGUCAACUUAUCCAACCGAUCAAAAUGAUCAGUUGUUAAUAUACUUCGAAAAUAUCACAAACAUUGGUACGGUAAGUGUACCCGUAAUGCGAAACACUCUCAGUCUUUCAAUAGAUAUCCAGUUGAGUGAUAGUAAAAUUGUAGAAAACGGAACUGUUUGGCCGUUGCAAAUCACUGGUCGAUUCAAUGCCUUCACUAAUAUUAGCAAAAUAUCUGUAUAUUGUAUAAGAACAGGGUCAGAAAAACCAUCAAUUCAGGUUGUACUAUCUCAACUGUCAUCGUUCACAUUCAGUGAUUAUCCUGAUAGAGAUGUGGUGUAUCUUCAGACAACCGUUCAAAUGAUGAAUGGUACCGGAUUGGAAUGUGAAAGACAAUCGAUAAUUUUCUAUCUCAGUCCAGAAAUAAAAUCCAUCAGUGUAGUUAAUCAAACAGGCAACAUAGAUAAUGUAACAUUGAAAACUCCUUUAAACCCAGUAACUAAAUCACUUCAGUUCAUAGCAGGACGUUUAUAUUUUGGUGCAAAGUAUGAAGUCAUCUUUAUUCUGAAAUUUAAUCCAUCUCGUAGUACAACCAUUGUGAAAUAUCCAGUUCUAGUCGAAAUCGUGUGCAAACCCUAUGAACGCGGUAGUCCUAUAGUGAAUAGCUGCGCAAAACAAAGGUUUUACAAGUUCAAAUAUCGUCUGCGUGUUCAACUUGACUACACUUAUCCUUACAACUUACCUCAUUACGUUGCAAUGCGGAACUCUUUUGUGCAGUUGCCUGACCGUCAAGCGAAUACAUUUCUAAAUGUUGGUGAUAUUUUGUUUUAUUGUGCACGUGCGUUUAGUAUAAAAAGUUCAUUAGAUUUGGUGAGACGAUGUUUCAAGAUUGGUAAAUUGCCUGAAAGAAUUUGGUUUGGUAAGUAA